Molecule: messenger RNA, 2457 nt
Organism: Coccinella septempunctata (seven-spotted ladybird)
Lineage: Eukaryota; Metazoa; Arthropoda; Insecta; Coleoptera; Coccinellidae
Gene: Pdk
Product: pyruvate dehydrogenase (acetyl-transferring) kinase, mitochondrial
Exons: 6
Coding region: 221-1507 (428 amino acids)
Biological process (GO): regulation of glucose metabolic process; protein phosphorylation
Cellular component (GO): mitochondrion
Molecular function (GO): pyruvate dehydrogenase (acetyl-transferring) kinase activity
Source: RefSeq, a predicted model, not a curated record
AGAGCGGCAACGUGCCUUCGAAAUCCCGAACGGGAACGGAAUCUCCUCGUCAUUUCGACUUUGCGCUCUAUCGCCUAGUCCGUAAUGUAGAUAAAAUGAACCAACAAGGUCGACAAAUCAAAAUGAUCAUCAAACGUCGGGCGCGUAAAGAAUAAACCGGACAAUUUUACAAGUUUCGUAACUAAAUUUUCAGUGACGGUGAACGGAAAAUCAGUGGAAAAUGCGGUUAACAGUUAGGCAUUUCCAGAACAUCAGCAAGAUGUUGGAUUUCUAUUCCCAGUUCAACCCUUCACCCUUGUCAAUUAAAAAAUUCAUUGACUUUGGUCUCAAUGCUUCUGAAGAAAAGUCUUACAUAUUCCUGCGUAAAGAACUACCAGUUCGCCUCGCAAACAUAAUGAAAGAGAUCGCCCUGCUGCCGGAAAACCUGCUAAGAAUGCCCUCUGUUAUAGCAGUCAACGAUUGGUACAUGAGAAGUUUUCAGGAGAUAAUAGAAUUCGAGAAGAUGGAUAUGAGUUCGAAAACGCUAGAAUAUUUCUGCAGUAACCUGGUAAAGAUAAGAAACAGGCAUUCCGACGUGAUAGAAACAAUGGCUCAGGGCGUCCUGGAACUGAAGGAAUCUCACGAUGUGGAUCAUCACAUGGAGAACAGCAUCCAGUAUUUCUUGGAUAGAUUCUACAUGUCUCGGAUUUCAAUCAGGAUGUUGAUCAAUCAACAUACCCUACUAUUCGGAGGUCAGUUGGAGAACGCUCCAGGCCCCAAAGGCAAUCAAUACAUUGGAUGCAUAGACCCGCAGUGCGAUAUAGUGAGCGUGAUCAAAGACGCCUACGAAAACGCAAGAUUUCUCUGUGAUCAGUACUAUCUAGACUCUCCGGACUUGAUCAUAACCGAAUCGACACAUCAUGAUUUGGAGCCGGAGCACGGUAUCAAGAUGGUUUAUGUUCCAUCGCAUUUAUAUUAUAUGCUGUUCGAAUUGUUCAAGAAUUCCAUGAGAGCUGUGAUGGAAUAUCACUCUUGCGUCGAUAAAUAUCCACCCAUAAGUGUGACCGUUUCGAAGGGAAAAGAAGACAUCUGCCUCAAGAUGUCAGAUAAGGGCGGGGGGCUACCCAGAUCCUCCAUGGAACAUUUAUUCAAAUAUAUGUACUCGACAGCACCACAACCGAGUAAAGCUGACGCUCAUACAGUUCCAUUAGCUGGUUAUGGAUGUGGUCUUCCCAUAUCCCGACUGUAUGCCAGAUAUUUCCAUGGCGAUAUAGUACUUUUAACCUGUGAGGGUGAUGGUACUGAUGCUGUUAUAUAUAUGAAGGCUUUAUCCAACGAAGCGAACGAACUGUUACCAAUCUUCAACAAAUCGGCGUCGAAAUUCUACCGAACGACGACGCCCACGGGAGACUGGUCGAAUCAGUCCGUCAUCCACAUGACGGGACAGCGCCAGAUGUGCGUCCACCAGAAGAAACACCAGCUGCCCCAAAGUUGUCAGGAGAGCAUCACCGGAUCAGGUGUUAUUUAGUUGAAGGAAUACCUCUCGAACAACUCAAAGAAUUUCAAAAUGUUCCGAAAAAAGUUUUGGUCUUUGUUAGGAAGGAAAAGCUAGAAUGACAUUUUGCAACAAAUUCUAAAGUAUUGCUUAGUCCAGUCAACUGCUAGUUGUCGCCCUACCGAUUUUAUGAAGAUUCUUCUUGUGAUGUUUGUGACUGUGAUGAAAUUUUUUAAUUUGUUAUGUUGAAGUUUUGAGGAGCCGCGGUGGAAAUUGGUUUAUCUUGGAAUAUAUUGCUUUUUCAUUGAACUCGGAAAAAGGGUUUUCGAAAUUCAUUUUGGAAAUGUUUUUCUGCACUGUUCCGAAUUUUUUUCAUUUGAAAUGGGACAAUUCUAGUUUGAUCCCAAUCUGCGAGGUCAAGUAGAACAAAGGCAGUGCCAUAAUUCAUUACUAUUAUCAUAGUGAAGUAUUGGAGAAUAACCUAUCAGUUCCUUUUAUAAAAGAAAUUUUUCACUAACCCUAUGUUUAUUUCAUUGACUGGACUCUUGAAAUUUAAUGAAAAUAAUUACAUAUUCUAAUAGGAUAAUUUUGAAUUCAACUGAGUUGCUUUUAGUGGAACAACUCUUUUUUCAAAGCUUUAUUAUUUUUAGAUUGAACUGGAAAAGUAACGAAUUUACUGGAUGAACUGAUUAACAAAGAUAUAAGGUACAAUGUAAGUAAGUAAGUAAAUAAAUAGUUAUGGAACUGAUAGAAUAGUUGAUGAGAAAUAAAUAUCAUUUUAAAGGUUAUGACUCGAGUCAUGUAUUAUUCAGUUUUGUCUGAUCGAAUGUUCUUUGUUUAGAACGAAUGGAUUAAGCCAAAAAUAUCAAAUGUUAAGAAGUAUUUUUGCGUAUAAAUAAUUGUUGAGACAUUUAUGAGUUGUAAAUAUUUCAUAUUGAUGUUAUGUAUAGCUAUGAAGGAGUGAAUAUAGCAAUAUCAAACUA